AGUAGCGGAACUCUAACGAAACGCACGUGUCAUUAUAUUUUGUUUAUAUUUUUAUAACUCAAAAAGUAACUACAGUUGGGCCGUCAUUCUACAUAGGUUUCGUUUGGAUGGCCUAUUAAGCCUAUUAAGCGAAAUGAAUAAAUCUCGCAGUAAGAUUCGAAAAAACCAUCGAUCAAACUCUAAAAAGGAAGAACGGUUAGCUGAAAAACUUUCUGAAUUAGCAGUAGAUUCAGAUGAAUCAAACGCGGGGGAAGAUGGCUCCGCAGCGGAUUCUGAUACCAGCACCUCUGCAAAUGAAAAACCAAAAAACCAAUUUGAUGUAGGUAAGCCAGCGCAGUUCCCUGUCAGUAUGUGGGAUCUAAAUCACUGCGAUCCGAAAAAAUGUUCUGGCAGAAAGUUGGCUCGACAUGGAUUGAUGGCUAAUCUACGUCUUGGGCAGAAAUUUCCAGGACUAGUUCUUACACCUGUGGGCACAAAUUGUGUCAGUCCUCUAGAUAAAAACAUUAUCGAAAGUUCCGGUAUAGCUGUUGUUGAUUGUUCAUGGGCUCGACUAAGCGAAACACCAUUUAAUAAAAUGAAAUCUCCGAAUCCACGACUAUUACCAUUUUUGGUUGCUGCAAAUCCAAUAAAUUAUGGCAAACCAUGUAAAUUAUCUUGUGUUGAAGCAAUAGCCGCUACAAUGUACAUUACUGGCUUUAAGGAAGAAGCCACAUGGUACCUAAAUAAGUUUUCCUGGGGACACUCGUUUUUAACAUUGAACCAAGAACUUCUGGACUCAUAUGCCGGUUGCAAGAACAGUAAGGAAAUUCUCGAAGUACAACAUAAAUACUUAGAGAAGGCGGAGGCUGAACAUAGCAAUCGCAACCGGAAUGUGGAUUUUCCUACUAGUGAAAGUAGCAGCGACGAAGAUGAAUAAUGUUUCUGCAGUUAAGCUAUAUCGUUCCGUAUACCCACAGAAUAUAGUUUAUUUGGGGUUAGGAGGUGCAAACAAGUAUCUAUUCUAAUGUAGCACCAGCGCAAAAACGAAAUCUAUUUAAGGUUUCUCCAUCUUGCUAUUUUGUACAUAUCCUAGAAAAUCACGAUUUGUUUUAAUUCAAAUGAAAACACUAUACAUAUUAAAUAAUCUAUUCGCUAACUAGCGAGACAAGCAAAAUAACAUGCAAUGUUCAAUAGCUAAA
Molecule: messenger RNA, 1178 nt
Organism: Wyeomyia smithii (pitcher-plant mosquito)
Lineage: Eukaryota; Metazoa; Arthropoda; Insecta; Diptera; Culicidae
Product: 18S rRNA aminocarboxypropyltransferase
Exons: 3
Coding region: 134-916 (260 amino acids)
Biological process (GO): maturation of SSU-rRNA
Molecular function (GO): rRNA small subunit aminocarboxypropyltransferase activity
Source: RefSeq, a predicted model, not a curated record